Molecule: messenger RNA, 335 nt
Organism: Dentiscutata erythropus
Lineage: Eukaryota; Fungi; Glomeromycota; Glomeromycetes; Diversisporales; Gigasporaceae
Source: the annotation of a GenBank genome assembly
UUGCGUACCAACCUGUUUAAUGUUAUUGGAUAUGAGGAUAAUGAGAAUUUAGAACAACGAACUCAACCUGAUUCUUAUAUAGAACAACAAUGUUUUCAUGGUGAUGUUAACUUGAGCGAGGAGAUGAAAUCAUUUAGUAUACUAGCACAAGAAAGAAAACAAAUGCUUAUUAAAAAUACCUUAUUGCAGCAAACUAAUACUAAUGUUUGGCGUCCAAUUCUAGUAACAGAACAAGAAGCUAAUAUACUAAAAAAUGAAAAUACAAUAAGAAAAGAAGAACUCAUUGCAAUUAUUAAUUCAGUACUUAUCUCACUUCCUGAUUCACAACGCACGAA